Messenger RNA from Spea bombifrons (plains spadefoot toad), 2588 nucleotides. RefSeq names its product F-box protein 42 (gene FBXO42). The transcript is spliced from 9 exons. Gene Ontology annotation, molecular function: protein binding. The record is from RefSeq and is a predicted model, not a curated record. Lineage: Eukaryota; Metazoa; Chordata; Amphibia; Anura; Pelobatidae. Bases 15 to 2093 code for a protein of 692 amino acids.
GUGCGUGGCAUGCGAUGGCCGCCCCCUCGGACAGCGAGGACGACGCGUUCAUGGCCGUCGACGCGGAGGACGGAGCAGACGGAAUGAUGGAGCAGGACGAGGAGCCGCCGGCCCGGCACAAGCGCUGCAUGUCGGAGCUGCCGGAGGAGGUGCUGGAGUACAUCCUGUCCUUCCUGUCCCCCUAUCAGGAGCACAAGACUGCCGCCCUGGUGUGCAAGCAGUGGUACAGACUCAUCAAAGGGGUCGCCCACCAGUGUUAUCACGGAUUUAUCAAAGCCGUCCAAGAAGGGAACAUCCAGUGGGAAAGCCGGACGUACCCGUACCCAGGAACCCCGAUCACACAGCGCUUCUCACACAGUGCGUGUUAUUACGACCCCAAUCAGUCCAUGUACGUGUUUGGGGGCUGCACGCAGAGCAGCUGCAACGCUGCCUUCAACGACUUAUGGAGGCUCGACCUCAACAGCAAGGAGUGGAUCCGACCCCUGGCCUCGGGCUCUUACCCGUCACCCAAGGCUGGGGCCACGCUGGUGGUUUACAAGGAGCUGCUGGUUCUGUUUGGUGGCUGGACGCGGCCGAGCCCUUACCCCUUACAUCAACCGGAACGCUUCUUUGAUGAGAUCCACACCUACUCGCCUUCCAAGAACUGGUGGAACUGUAUAGUGACCACCCACGGGCCUCCUCCCAUGGCGGGCCACUCGUCCUGCGUCAUCGGCGAUAAAAUGAUAGUCUUCGGUGGCUCCCUGGGCUCUCGGCAAAUGAGCAACGAUGUCUGGGUGCUGGAUCUGGAGCAGUGGUCGUGGACGAAGCCCACCAUAUCCGGUCCCAGCCCUCACCCCCGAGGCGGACAGUCUCAGAUUGUGAUUGACAGCGAGACCAUCCUUAUCCUGGGAGGGUGCGGCGGCCCCAACGCUCUCUUUAAAGACGCCUGGUUACUGCACAUGGACACAAAUCCUUGGACAUGGCAGCAGCUCAAGGUGGAGAACGAGGAGCACGGAGCCCCCGAGCUGUGGUGCCAUCCGGCGUGUCGGGUGGGACAGUGUGUGGUGGUCUUUAGCCAAGCGCCCAGCGGCCGCGCUCCCCUCAGUCCCAGCUUGAACUCUCGCCCGUCUCCGAUCAGCGCUACUCCCCCCUCGCUGGCUCCAGAGACGCGAGAAUACCGCUCCCACUCGCCCGUCAGAGCCCCGGACGAAGCCCCCUGUGUGAACGGUCGCUGGGGGACGUUACGGCCGCGAGCUCAGAGGCAGACGGCGUGCGGUUCCCGCGAAGGGAGUUUGUCCCCGGCACGUGGUGAUGGAUUGUCUCCCGUCCUUAAUGGAGGUAGCGUGUCUCCUGCGGCCGCUCUGGACAGCCCCCUGCAGGUUGUUUCCCCACCUGCCGCAGAAGGAUGUGAGGCUAAAGCCCCUCACUCGCUACCUGUCCGCAGGGGCUCACUGCCUGACCAGAAAGAGCUGUGUCUGGGGGCCGCAGAUUACACGUGGGAAAAGAAAAAAAAGGAGCUGGAGUUAGACUCUGCCAGCAGGAUCCCGCCGGAGCAGACCAACGGAGCUCACACUCCCCCGCACAUCACAACAACCCUGUCGGGAGCCGUGUCGCCCGGAGCCCUCCGACGGGGACUGGAGGCUGUCAGGGCCAUGACAACCUCGCCCGCUUCCUCCUCUUCUUCGCAAGGUGGGGCCGCCCCGCUUAGUCCACCCACCCUUUCCUCCCCUGGCUCGCCCGGCAGCGGGGCUGAAUUUGCCGCUGCCCGUCCAGUCCCAGCCCAAAGCGACGGGCAUUCCUUACCCCCCAUUGCCCGACGUUUAGGACACCAUCCACCUCAGUCCCUGAACGUUGGCAAACCGCUGUAUCAGAGCAUGAACUGCAAACCCAUGCAGAUGUACGCCUUGAACAUUCAGGGGUCUCGAGAAAAGGGCCGCGUAAAGUGGAAGGUGUUCAACAGCAGCUCGGUGGUGGGACCCCCCGAAACCAGUCUGCACACUGUCGUGCAGGGCCGGGGGGAACUCAUCAUAUUCGGUGGACUUAUGGACAAGAAACAGAACGUCAAGUACUACCCUAAAACCAAUGCCUUGUAUUUUGUAAGAGCCAAGAGAUAAUGUGAUGAAGUAACUGGACACAGAGACCUUUAUCUCAGAUCUGCCCCCUUCUUGCCUCCUUUUUAUCCGUUUUACACUACUUGCCCCCUAUAUCUGGUUUUAGCCCUGGAUUUGGCGACAUGAACCAAUAAAUAAAUAAAGUAACUGCCCUUUUUUCAGGUUUCCAUAGUUACAGUUGUGAUUUACCCUUCUCCCUGCUGCGAAUACCCGUAGACCUCCGCGGGGGGGGGGGGCAUUACCGGUAAUGUGCGAGGUUUAGGACUUUCAGGCACACGGUGGAAGUGUCGGCCUUGCCAGCUUUGUGAAUAACGAGGUUUGGUGGUGAAUAAAUUAAGAUACUCAUCUGUCAGAUCCCGAGUCUGUUUGUCGAUUAAUGUUUCAAAGAAGAAAAAUCAACAGUUUGGAGAAUGUAAUCCCCGUCACUGGAAUUUCUAUUUGUUCAAUUCAUGCAAAUAAACAGAUGGAACUUUGUUUUGGUUCUUAAACCUAACAUAA